This is a messenger RNA of Ceutorhynchus assimilis (cabbage seed weevil), 5328 nucleotides long. Lineage: Eukaryota; Metazoa; Arthropoda; Insecta; Coleoptera; Curculionidae. The record is from the annotation of a GenBank genome assembly.
CUCUGCAUUAUUUUUUUAGCGGGUUUUAAAAUUUCCCAAGCCAAGUUGUUCUGUUGAUGUCUUUCCAUUUUCAUGUCCUAAAACUCAAUAUCCAAACCAAAAACUCUCCUCAUUGAACAAUGCAAAACUAUUCAUUAAUGCAUCAAAGCAAAGCUAGUUAACAUUAGAUUAUAAAUUAAUUCCCAAAAUUCAAGGACCAUAAAAAGUGUUUUUAGGUUAUAACCACGAUGAUAAACACAAGCUCAACGAUGAAUUCCACACAAAAGUCUCAAAAUACUCAAUUCCCGUUGCCGAAAAUGGAAGUGGCUGCCAGUCAAAUCGACAAAGCUCUUGCCGAAGACGCCUGCGCCCCCAAACUGAUUGACUUGAUGAAUAUAAACGCGGAAACGGGUCCAACUUAUACCGGUUUUGUGGAUUCUGAUUAUCCUGUGCUGAGCAACAAUGAUAUGCAUAAUAUGGCUCUGGGCGAUCUGGUCCAGAUCAAAAAUGUUAGCAGUAACCCUCUGCCUCCAGGAAUAUCGGAUCAUUUCAGUCAAGCUCAGUAUCAGUGCACUAUGGGGCUAUUUCCAGAAAUAAACAGGGCUUGGCUAAUCGCCGAUAGUGAUCUUUAUAUUUGGACUUAUGAAACUAACAUAGAUAUGGCUUAUUUUGAUGGUAUCAGUCAAACCAUUUUGUGUGUGGGCCUUGUUAAGCCUAAACCAGGAGUUCUUCAUGAGUUUAUCAAGUACUUGUUGGUGGUGGCUACUGCUACGGAUAUUAUAGUACUUGGAGUCACUUUUACAGAAGCUAAGUAUGGGGUGGAGGAAGAGAUGCAUUUAAUUCCAGAUCCAGUAUUCAGCAUUUCCACUGAUGGUAAUACAAUUACAACUAUAACUGCUGCAAAUAAUGGCAGAAUAUUUUUUGGUACUAAAGAGGGUUCUUUAUUUGAAAUAACUUACCAGACAGCAAGUGGUUGGUUUGGAAAACGUUGUAAAAUUGUAAACCUUUCAACUAGUCGCUUAUCAUUCCUUGUACCAUCAUUCAUAAAUGCAGCUCUAGGCGAAGAAGAUGGAAUUUUCCAAAUAGUUAUAGACAAAUCCAGAAAUAUUUUGUACACUCUAACAGAAAAAGGAGCAAUAGAAGUUUGUGAUUUAGGCGAAAGAGGCAACAGUUUUUCCAGAAUUAUUAAACUCUCCCAAAAAAGCAUUGUUCAUCAAGUUUUGCAUACAGUUACAACUUUAGACAGUGGGGCUUUUCGGCCAAUUGUCAGCAUUGCUCCAAUUGAAGCUUAUGAAUCAACAAAUUUAAAUCUCGUUGCCAUCACCAAAAGUGGCGUAAGAUUUUAUUUCACUGUCACUGGAUUAUCAUAUCAGCAACCCAAUGCUCGCCCUUAUGCUUUAACUUUAGCCCACGUCCGAUUACCACCAGGUUUUUCUGCAAAUAUCACUGUUAGACCUAGAGACGUACACAUUGGCUACUACAGAGACCGUAACGCCAUUUUAUUAACUACAGUAAACCACAAAGACGUUUUGUGGUGCUUAAGCUCGGACCUAUUCCCUUUCAGCUAUAAUUUGAAGGAGGCUUACACAACUAUCAACUUGGACGCGCCCGCUUUAGCUAUGGCGGAAAUUCGACAUGAAGAUUUUCUACAUUUGAAUCCUCAAAAUGAAGAAGAACCUCCUUUGGUGGUCAGGCAGCAUGCAGAGGCGCCCAAAAAGUAUGUGGUGCUCACUUCUCACAGUGUUCAAGUGUUUAUUAAAUUGAGACCGGUGGAUAUGCUUAAACAGAUUUUGCUGGAUAGUAAUGGUCAAGAUACAUUACCUCUCACCACAUUUUUCUCGAUACAAAGCGAGGUCCAAGCUUGUGCUACUAGCCUAAUUUUAGCUUCACUAUUGAGCGAAGAAAAUGUCGAAAUAGCUGAAUUAGCCACAAGAGCCUUUUUCCUAUUUGGCGGAGAGCCUCAAUUAAUACAAGCCAAUCAACAGAAUAUUCAUCAACAAAAUACUACUCUUUUAGGUUCUACAAUGUUUUCGCCGCAAAUAAUUUCCACCCCGGCCCCGCAAAAUCAACAAUACCACAUGCAAAGAACACAAUCGCCUCCUGGUUAUAUGUUUAAUGUAACUCAAAGGCCUCAAAUUGGUAGUUAUGUAGCUGAACGGCCACAAUCGCCUAAUUAUAUGACAACAGGAAGUGUAAUGCAACAACAACAACAACAAUCUUUUGUACAGCCCUUUGAUCCAAGUAUUUUUAUUAAUUUUUCCCAUAAACACAACGGCUUGUACUUAUAUUUAUGCAGAAUUUUAAGGCUUAUUUGGAAUAGACAUUGUGUGGAACGUUUCUGUCCUGAUGGUGAAUUCGCUUUGUUUCAAAGCAGCAUAUCUGUAGAAGACUGUAUCAAAUUGCAAAAUAAUUUAAAUGCCCUGCACAAUUUUUUGACUUUAAAUACUGAUUUUUCUGGAACUACUAAUCAAAUGGCAAUUCAUAAUUCUACAUUGAAUCAAACUUUGGUGCGUCAGCCUGUCACACUUCAGGACGCUCAACUUAUAGAACGCAAGUCUUUGGAUGCCCUAAAGACUUUUCUGUGUCAUUGUUGUCAAAUUAUGGGCUUGUGGAGGAUAUUGUGCGAUCAUCAAUUUCACGAGCUGGUCGCUUGUUUGCCGGACAACGACCAGGAAAUUUUGCAGAAGACUACUUUCAAGGAAUUGUUCCUUUUCAGAAAAGACAUUUGCACUGUUUUAAUACAAACUUUGGUGAAUAGCUAUUUAGGUGAUAAUGCUUCAGUGGACGCUAUUAGUAAUAGGCUUAUGGAGGUUUGUCCGCAUUUGUAUAAGCCUGAGGAUGCUGCUUUCACGAAGGCCAGCGAACUUCUCAAAACAACACGAGGCAUACAAAACGUAGAUGAAAGAGAAGAGAAACUUUUAACGGCGCUGCAACUCUGCAAAAAUAUAGCUCCAAAUGUGAAACUUCCUGUGGUUUGCAAACAAUUCACUGCCUUAAAAGCUUACAAGGCUGUCAUAGAACUUUGCGCCUACUGUGCUAGAAGGAUAGACCCCGACAAUAUUGCUAAGAGUUAUUUUCACAGUGAGGAUGACGAUGCUGAUGAGGACGGUCUUAAAAUGUACCACAAACGAAUGGAAACUUAUAGGGAAAUAAUUGUAAUGCUUGAAACUUUGUAUUGCGAACAAGAUCCUGUGCAGCCUGCAACUUACGAUCCUGAUUUAACUAAUACUAGAUCUAUAUUGCUUGAUGGUACUGAGGGUCCUAAAUUAGGUGAAAGUAUAAAUGAUAUAAUUCAAACAAUCUUGUUUUACGAUGACGAAAUAAUGCAUGUGGCAGUUUACGAGUGGAUGGUUUCUAGGCAAAUGACUAGUGAUAUACUUCAAAUCAAGGCACGUUCUUUGGAACUUUAUUUGAAAAAAGCCUCCAUGCAAAAUCCCAAUAAUCUUGUAGUGAUGAAUUUGCUAUGGCAAUACUACGAGACUAAUUCUAACCAUGCGUUGGCUGCUAAGAUUUUACAUAAUUUGGCCAGUAGAACAGAUAUUAAUAUACCUCUAAAAGAAAGACUGACUUAUCUAGCGAGAGCCAUAAUGUGUAUGAGAUGCGAUAAGACGGGCUACUCUGUAGAUUCCGGUAUGUUUCUGAGAGAUCUGGAGGAUAAAAUCGAAGUUGCCAAAGUCCAAAAUCUCAUUUUGGAGGACAUUACCAAUUUCAGGACACAAAUUGCCACCGCCGACGAGGCCAUUUCGGCUUUGAAUAGUGGACUUUAUGAAAUUUCACAGCUGUAUGAAAACUUUGCAGAACCAUUUAACCUCCUAGAAUGUAAAUUAGCCAUCAUAGAUUGUGCAGGGUACACGGAUAACAAUAACGCCCUAGCGACGUCGAUCUGGCAAGAAAUUUUGGCCAACGAACUACGAAAAACGACAACGGGAGGCGCUGAUCGAAUAAAACCGAUUUUGCAAAAAGUCAAAAAUUUAGCCCGGCUCUACGGGAGCUCGGACAAUUCGUUUCCGUUGUCGUAUAUCACUUCAGAAUUGGAAAUGAUCAAUGCCAAGCUCAGAGGGCCCAAAGGUUUAGUGCCGAAUACUUUUAUCGAAGUCAAUAUCGAUUUUCAGCGGUUGAUUGAAGUUUACUCGAGUCUGCUUAAUUUGUCAGGAAAUUUAAAUUUUUGGCAAAACGAAGAUCAUGAAUUUCACUUGUGCGAAUCUACUUGUGCUUUAGUUAUGUCAUUUAUAAACAAUCACAAUGCGUUUAGCAGCAUUGAAAAGAGGAAAAUUGUAGCAACAUGUCAAGACACCAUGACGACGUUGUUGUCAAAUUUAUACACCAAGGCCAACAGUGACGCUCUAGUUAAUCAAGUUAGGAAUAUCCAAACUAAAUUGUCAAGAAUAUAAAAUUUAUAGAUUUAAUUGUUUACUCUGAUAAGAAAAUUGUUUUUAAAAUUUAGUGAAAAUUCACUGCCAACCAAAUUAUCAAAAAAAAAAAAAAAUCUGUUUCUUUUUAAAAUUAGAUUAAGUUUAAUUGAUGAGAAUGUUCACUUUGUAUACUGUUUUCAAAUUUAUAUAUGAAAAUAAAACAUACCUAAGCUUUUAAUAAUUUAUUAAGUGUAAUGAUUUUUUUCCUUUUUAUAUUAUAGUAACACAUAUCUGUAUUUUUAGUAAAGAGCUUGGUUCAGAAAAAUACACAGAAAACACAAUUCAACACUGUAAUUAUUAUCUCUGUUCCAACAAACAUUAGAACCUUUUUUGAAUGGUAAUUUCCAGUCGAUCAAUUAGGAUAAACCUCGGCUUAUUGAGUGGGCAACUGGAAGUUACUGGUUCUAAAACGGUUCUCAUGUCUGUUGAAACUGAGCUAUUGUAAAAAGUUGAAAUUAAUUAUUUCUACUACCCACUUUUUUUUUUGACAGAAACGUAUGAGCUUUUACGCAGACUUAGUUUCAAAAAGGCGCCACUAUAUACAUUGAUGGAAGAUGAAAACUAACACGUGUGACAAAAAUUCUAAUAACAGUGCUCUAUUAAACCAAUAAAUACAAGCGACAAAUUAAAUAGAGAAAAAGCUCAUACAGUUGCCCCGUCUCACACAAAUUAAAUAAUAAUUACAAACAAAAAAAAAAAUCCCUAAUACAAUUUUAUUUAAACAAAUUAUCGCCUAUGCAAAUUAAACAACAAAUAAUUUGUAGCCUUGAUAAGUUUGAAGCAUGUAUUUUUUUAAAUUUUAUAUCUUUUUUUUUUUUUUGACCCGGUCUCACAGGUUUUAGUCAAUAAAACUUUGCUCUACGCACGCUUUCACUCUCUUCUCGUACUCUCGUCUGUUUUCUUUGUAGAGUUGUGCCGCCAUUGAGUUCGCCGGAGA